This is a messenger RNA of Penicillium angulare, 939 nucleotides long. RefSeq names its product EGFR-like transmembrane domain-containing protein. The transcript is spliced from 2 exons. NCBI's taxonomy places the organism in Eukaryota, Fungi, Ascomycota, Eurotiomycetes, Eurotiales, Aspergillaceae. Bases 1 to 939 code for a protein of 312 amino acids. The record is from RefSeq and is a predicted model, not a curated record.
AUGUCGAACUCCAGCUCGAAUCACUUCUACUGCCCGUCUGGCGGCACCUGGUACGUGUGCCCGGACGCGCCGCACUUCGUUGGCUGCUGCUCCUCGGAUCCAUGCGCAAACGUCGACGCAAACAGCUCCGCGCCAUGCCCUAACGUCUAUCCCGCCUCCUUUGACACCUCCAUCUUCGACUCUAUUUUACCCAACUUGUGUAUCGACGCCGUGAACAAGGACUGGUAUUCCUGCAACACGACGGACCCACCCUUUUUCGGCUGCUGCUCGAUCAAUGCUUGCCAGAACUCGGGGUGUCCGGCCGAUGAUUUACUUGCCGCUGCGUGGAGCCCAUCCAAACAGGGUCAAUUUGCCCUGUUCCAGGAUGAGGAUACAGGCGAUGACAAUAAUGAGGGUAGUGGCGGAGGGGGUGGGUUAUCCGGCGGCGCGAUCGCUGGAAUCGUGGUUGGGGGUGUUGCAGCGCUGGUGAUUGUCGGAGUGCUCGUUUGGUUUUUUAUGCGGAGAAGGAACAAGGAGGCUGCUACAAUGAGUGGAGACGGGCACACACCGUCUGUUGUCGAGGGCGAGCACAUGCAUCAGAGGAUGUAUCCAUCCCCGGCGUCGCUGUACCAUAACUCGCAAUUUUCCAGCCCUGCCGGCACGACAACAGCCAGCACAAUAACAGGGGCAGGAAAGGAUCCGAAAUACAUGACAUACUCACCAGGCGUCAGCCUGCCCUCACUCUCUCCCGGACAUCACUCAGGAAUCGGGCGGCCAAUUUCAGAUCGCUACUCGAAUAGUACCGGGAGCGAGGAUAUGUCGCAGCAGAAAUGGAUGCCGGGUCAAACCUACGGGCUCGGUGUGCAUGGAGCACAAAAGCCAGAGCCGAUACAAGAGUUAGACAGCAGUGUGGCUGAGAUACAUGAACUGGACGGGCGUGGAGGAAAUCGGUCGUGGUGA